Molecule: messenger RNA, 927 nt
Organism: Acaulospora colombiana
Lineage: Eukaryota; Fungi; Glomeromycota; Glomeromycetes; Diversisporales; Acaulosporaceae
Source: the annotation of a GenBank genome assembly
AUGCAACCGCCCGUGCGCGAACUAGGGCCCCUUUAUUUUAAGCCCGGCUUCUCAAGUCCAGCGAACUGGCCAGCCAUAAACGUUCUACGAUCUGUAGAAUUAGCAACAGGCACUAUGGAAGCGCCUGACAGUUCAGAAGACGAAAUCGAUGACGUGAUAGACUGGGAGUUUGACACGCCAAUUCCAAGCUGGUUACAAAAAGCGAUAAAGCAACAUAAAUCAUUGACUUCACAAACUGAUUCAUCUGAGAGAUUCAAAUUAGCAAAAGAACCAACAUGGUGGCGUAUUAUCGAUGCAUCAGAUCCAAAGAUUUCUCAAGACUUCCUUUCUGAAACGGAAUUUUUAGAGUUGAAUAACAAGAUUUCAUCCGCUCUUAAUAUUGGAAAUUCCGUGAAUGAUUGGACUGUGCUUAGACCUGAGGCCGAAAGGUGUCUUCAGUUUCUUAACAAGUUGGAUAACAAUAAACUUCGUAAAAUUGGAGAAUUAGUAAAACCAGAAGGAAUUCACGGAGCAAUUGUAGAACUCAUGAAAAUGGAAAUGGAGGCUGAGGAGUCAAAUUCAGAAACUGAUCUUUUUGAUGGUGAUGACCAUUCAUGUGGUAAGGCAUCAUCAACAGCAACCACUAUUGAGGAAAACGAUUACUUAGACAAAGAUUCACAGAAACACGAAUUAGAGAAAGAUUUACCAUGGGGUCGAGAAUUCUCUAUGUGCGAAUCAAAAGUUGAUGACGAUGCAAAGGAUAUUCUCAAGACCCAGAAAACACUUCGGGAUAUGCAUAAAAGCCUUGUGAAUGCAAUCAUGGCAGAGAGUGGCGGAUCACUUACAAAGCAUGUUUUGCGUGCUUACACAGAACUUCUCAUGCCUGGAUUUGUAUCAAAAUCUUUUUUUAUCCGCGCUAUUCUCAUUGUCUACGUGGGCGGUUCCUAA